UUGUGUUCGGGAAGUCAACCCGCAUGGAUCGCAGGAGUCGGAGCGGGUUGAUGCGCAGAUGGUCACACAGUUGGCGGUUGGAAAGAAAAUUUGGCCAACCAUGCCGGAACCGCAUUGUUCCAGCAACUGACUCUCUUGGUCCUGUGGAGAGAUUCCAUGCCAAAAAUUGGAGUGCUCUUCCAGACUGAACACCCGAAAUAAGACCCAAACUUUUGCAUACUUGCAAGCAACACCAUUCUCUGGAUACGUCCGCGAAUAUAACGUAGUAACAACGAGCUACUGCGACCAGAACCGUUGACCAUGAUGAUAGGAAACUUGGCCCACCGCAAGUUUUUUGCUACAAUUGUCUUGCUGGCAGUCUCAUCAUCUCAUGCGGUGCCGGAUAUGAGAUUUGGAGACGCCAAUACUGAGAUUAAGCUUCCAAAACCCUUGUCGGAUGUUUCGGCUACCGUGGGACCCGAUGAUCUAAUCUACAUUGCUGGAGGAUGCGACUCGCCGUUUGGGAAUCAAUACGAUGAAGAUAGACAAGCAUUCCGAUGCGAAUCUGUUUCUGAUGCAUUUUACGCAUUUGAUCCGGAAACAAAAGAGUUCGAAGUCCUGCCUCCAAUGCCGGGUCCUCGAUACCGUCACGCCGCGGUGGCCAUCAACAAUCAACUUUGGUUGGUGGGAGGUCGAGAUGCCAACGAUCAAGUGGUGGGAAGUGUCGUGGUAUUCGAUUUUGAAGAUAUGCGAUGGAGGCUCUUUAACGACUUGCACUGGACCUAUUCUGUUUCGGAUGUUGGAGGUUUUGCGGCUCGGGGACGAGCCUACUUUGUGGGUGGAUUCUCUCCAAACUACCGAACAGUAAAACGAGUGUUUAGCAUUGACCCCGUUGCCAGCUGGGACCUUGGUGAACUGGACAUCAUCCGGCAUCCCAACAUGAAUCAUCGACGAGGCGACUUGGGUAUCAUUGUGGAUGAAGAAGAGAAGUAUGCCUAUGUCAGCGGAGGAUCCUCUCAUACCAACCAAUUCUGCUCUCCGUUGGAUUCCGCCGAGCGCUUUGACAUUGAGAAUGACGUUUGGGAAGAAGUGGCACCUUUGCAACAGGCCCGAACGGGCAAGUCUGUGCUUGAGAUUGAUCAUCAAGUGGUGGCAAUUGGCGGGGCUCAGGAAAUGGGAAAGCUUUGCGACAAGACCAAUCCAGAUCCUUCCCAGUUCCAGACUCCAGUGUAUUCCAUCGAAGUAUACGACAAUGGUCGAUGGGAUGUUGUGGAUCGAUUGACAGAGUAUCGUUUCCGCUCCACCUCGGUGGUGUUUAAUGAAACCAUCUACAGCUUUGGAGGACAAUCAGUCUACUUUAGUGUCUGUAUGUGCCAUCCCACGGUGGACGAUGUUGUCAUUUACGAGCUGAUCCCACAAGAGCCCACGUUGCCAGACUAUGUGGUGAACAUGGAUACCGACUAUAAUCCUCGACCCAGUACAACAGUGGAGUCUCAAAUCGACACUAGCUACAACAGCGUUGGCGCCGGUGUUGGUGGUCCCGGCAGUGAUGUCAUUAUGGAACGAGGCAACUUCAACGACGAUCCUGCCAAUGCCGAAAAGGAUAACUACGAGGAAACAGAAAGUGAAUUUGGAGCCAAAGAACCAGAAACGGCAACGGAUAGUGCCUUGUCUGGUGGUGGUUUCGGAGGCUAUCACCGAGAGAGCAACGGUGUUGGUUCCGCGUCGUCAUCAGCCGUUGUGCAAUCGUUGGAAUCUUUCAUUGCCGUAACGAUGGGAGCAAUUGCAGUGCUGAUGUUGUAGUAGGGUUUGCGCGUCUUGUCUUGAAUGCAAUAGCAACAGUAUGAACCUUGUAGAUGAUAAAAUAAUACAUAAUGAUCUUUCUAAUUACAAUC
Molecule: messenger RNA, 1874 nt
Organism: Seminavis robusta
Lineage: Eukaryota; Bacillariophyta; Bacillariophyceae; Naviculales; Naviculaceae
Source: the annotation of a GenBank genome assembly